AUGGCCCCUGUAGCUCAAGUUCUCUCGUCAGAAAGCAAUGGAAACGCCACUGUUGGCGCUCUCGGCAGGAGGAAAGAUGGCAAGCCUUUGAAGGUCCGCUCAUAUCCUAAAUUCGAUACUCUGGAAGAAGAGCGACAGUACAGGAAACAACAUCUAGCUGCUGCAUAUCGUGUAUUUGGUGAACGAGGCUUUGACGAAGGCGUAGCUGGCCAUAUCUCCGUUCGAGACCCAAUACUUCGGGACCAUUUUUGGCUCAACCCGUUGUCGAUUCAUUUCAGCCAGAUCUCUGUCUCGGAUCUCAUCCUAGUGGACGAAGAAGGCACCGUAGUCAUUGGCGACGAACCCAUCAACGCGGCCGCUUUUGCCAUCCACAGCGAGAUCCACAAGGCUCGACCAGAUGUCGAUGCUGCUUGCCAUGCUCACUCUGUGUAUGGUAAAGCGUGGAGUGUCUUUGGCAAGGAACUGGAUAUGAUGACCCAGGAUAGUCUACGGUUCUGGAAGGAUCAUGCGGUGUAUACGCAAUUCAAUGGGAUUGUGCUUGAUAGGGAGGAAGGGAGGAGGAUUGCUGAGUGUCUUGGUGGUGGUAAGGCUGUGAUUUUACAGAACCAUGGGUUGAUUACUGUCGGUCAAACGAUAGAUGCCGCGGCCUUUUGGUUCCUCAGUCUCGAUAAGACGUGUCAAGCGCAAUUGCUCGUCGAAGCGGCGUCCGGUGGUAGUGGGAUCAAGAGGACCAUCAUUCCCGAGGAGGAAGCAAAGUUCAGUUACCAGCAGGCCGGCACUCCUGAGAAGGGCUGGUUGGCGUUCCAGCCAUACUAUGAUGAUAUUCUUGCGAAGACGAAUGGUAGCUUUCUGAAGUAG
Molecule: messenger RNA, 858 nt
Organism: Recurvomyces mirabilis
Lineage: Eukaryota; Fungi; Ascomycota; Dothideomycetes; Mycosphaerellales; Teratosphaeriaceae
Exons: 4
Coding region: 1-858 (285 amino acids)
Cellular component (GO): cytoskeleton
Molecular function (GO): actin filament binding
Source: RefSeq, a predicted model, not a curated record